AUGCACAGGGCCCUUCACCGUCGAAGUCUCGCAGAUCUUGAAGAUCAGAAACCCAAGCUCAUCGCCUUUGGCCUUCAAGCAGUACGAUUGACCCUCCCGUUGCGAUGCUAUGCUAGUUCGUUGGAAGCAAGAUUUGACAAUUUACCCCCCUAUUACAGAUAUUGUGUUCGACCAAAUGCGGGCCGUAUCGAGCCUGGGUCGGAUUUCGAUGUCACUGUCCUCCUGCAGGCCAUGAAGGCUGAUCCCCCGCUGGAUGCCAAGUGCCGAGACAAGUUUCUCGUCCAAUCCGCUCCCAUCACUGCAGACAAGGAAUUCGCUCCCAUUGCCUCAGUGCUCGAGUCCACAGACAAGGCCGCCAUAUAUGAACGAAAGAUCCGAGUCAACUGGCUUGCUGCCGGCGACAGCCCCGACCAUGGUCCCAGUGCAGCUCACGCCAUUGAGGCGACACCCAUCAAGCAAGCAGCGGUGAAUGGAGCUUACGACACUCCCGAGCCUACUCGAGCUUAUUCAUCUCCAAGCGGCGACGGAACCCCCGCACCACCCCCGUACGACGAAAAAGACGACGACGAUUCCAGGCCCCAAACCGCAAAAUCGGCCGCUUCCAAGACUGCUUCUGCCGUUGCCAGCACACUGCAGUCAGGUACCGACGAGCUCAAGGCCAAGAUUGCCCAGCUUGAAGCUGAGCUGGCAAACUACAAGAAUGGCGGCCUGAGACAGCGUAACGUCAAGGGCAGCUCGGGCAAUGAGAAGGGUGCUGCUGGUGCAGUCGCUCAACAAACCAAGCAAGGCGUUGAGGGUGUACCCGUUCAGAUUGCUGCCAUUUUAUGUCUCGUCAGCUUCCUUCUUGCCUACCUCUUUUUCUAA
Messenger RNA from Trichoderma gamsii, 864 nucleotides. Its product is annotated as vesicle-associated membrane protein-associated protein B. The record is from RefSeq and is a predicted model, not a curated record. Lineage: Eukaryota; Fungi; Ascomycota; Sordariomycetes; Hypocreales; Hypocreaceae. Gene Ontology annotation, cellular component: plasma membrane; endoplasmic reticulum membrane. The transcript has 5 exons. Gene Ontology annotation, molecular function: FFAT motif binding. Bases 1 to 864 code for a protein of 287 amino acids. Gene Ontology annotation, biological process: endoplasmic reticulum membrane organization.